AGGAGGAGUAAUCCAGACUAGAAAGUAAACUGUGCAGUCGUGAAUCCGUUUAGACAAGUGGGUGAGAAGUUAGGAUUCCUUAAAGGAAAUAAGUGCACCGUGUCAAUAGCGCCGUGCUGGAUGAGGGCGCAUGACGCAGGUGUUGGCUCAAGUAAAGUUACCAGACGAGUGAACCUCAGCCGAGAAAAAACUGCACAAUUUGUGAGCUGAGCGAUGGGAACCUGUGUGCCACGAUCCGGUGUGGUUUAUUUCACCUGCCCGGCCCGUUUCUAGUCAAACUGGUGGUUUUUUAAUGCUGCCUGGGAAGGAUGAAGAGCUUUUUACUUCGCUGCGUUUUUCUCUGGGCGACGCUGCAGCGGAGUUGCAUGCAAAUUUCUGUACCUGCUGCAGUGUUGAACUGCUGUGAAGGGGACAUUCUUCUGUUGCUGGACUCUUCAGGAAGUGUAGCAAACUAUGAGUUCUCACGCCUGUUGCUGUUCGCCGCUGAGCUGCUUCGCCCCUUUUCACUGGGACGUGGGCAUGUAAGAGUGGCGCUGCUGCAGGUGGGCACCGAGCCUCACCUGGAGUUCAGCCUGGACGUCCACAGCAGUCAGGAAAGUCUGCAGAAAGCCCUGCGGAGCGUCGUCCAGCUGCAGGGAGACACCAACACCGAGGCGGCUCUCAGAGUGACCCAGCGGCUCCUGACAAAGACAGAGGACAAUGUGCCAAAGGUCCUGCUGUGGCUGACUGAUGGAGUGCAGCCUGGAGACGUGGACGAGCCGAUGUCAGAGCUGAAGGCGCAGGGGGUUUCAGUGUUAGUGGUGUCCACAGUACAUGGCAACUUCCAGGUCUUACAGCGUGUCGUGACGCCUCCUCUGAAGUCUCAUCUGUACUCUGUGGACAUGGACAGCAUCGACAUCAUCACAGAGGACCUGAGGAGGCCAUCAUCAGUAUGUGUGUGUGUUUGGAGUACGAGGUUAGCAUUUUAGAAUCCCCAUGGAAAAUAUGAAACUAUUAUCUUUAGACGUUAAAAGCAGUUUUCAAUUACAGAAUUAUUCCCUUCAUUUCUGAUAAAUUAUCUCCCCUCUCUCUCUCCUCUUUUUGUGUU
Messenger RNA from Acanthochromis polyacanthus (spiny chromis), 1087 nucleotides. Its product is annotated as von Willebrand factor A domain-containing protein 1-like. The coding region runs from base 309 to 968 and encodes 219 amino acids. NCBI's taxonomy places the organism in Eukaryota, Metazoa, Chordata, Actinopteri, Pomacentridae. The record is from RefSeq and is a predicted model, not a curated record. The transcript is spliced from 2 exons.